UUUGGGGAUUGUGGGGGAUGAAGGCGCGCGCGGGGGGAAAUGGCGCUGCUGCUGCUGCUGUGUGCGCGAGAGCACCGGAUCAGGUGUGAAUCGACUGUGAUGGAGUUUGAGCUGUAAGGAGGGCGGAGCUUCACCUGGAAAGUCACCAGCCAAUGGCAUUGUCUGUACAAAAACCACCUGGCUGAGGGGGUGGAGCUUCACAUCUACCUGUGUGUGUGUGUGUGGUCAGGCGUAUGAAAAUGUGUGUGUAGGAGAGGUUGUGCGGGUGUGCUUGUGCGUGUUGUGUGUGUGUGUGUGUGUGUGUGUGUAUAGGUGUGACCAUGCAGCACACACGCCACUUCCUGCGAGCGCUGACCUUCGCUUUGGUUUCGUGGUAUGUCUCCAUGGUGACGGCCACAACAUUUCAGCCCACGGUGAACACGGCUCAGGGUCGUCUGCGUGGGAUGCGUGUUGCCGUGGCAACAGAGGGACUCCGACCUGUGGACCAGUACCUGGGCGUGCCCUACGCCGCCCCGCCGAUAGGAGUGCGCAGGUUCGUGGCCCCCGAGGCACCAGCAGCGUGGGGUGGGGUGCGUAACGCCACCCGCUUUGCGCCCGUGUGCCCUCAGAGCGCCCGCGGCAACGCACACGACAUCACUGCACCGGUGUGGGCGACCUUUAACCUCGACACCAUGGCAACGUACGUGCAGGAGCAGAGCGAGGACUGUCUCUACCUCAACCUAUACGUCCCCACCAGAGAGAAGACCGGAACGAAGAGGCUGGACGAGUCGGAUGACGACGUGCUGCGCGAGGCUCGUGAGGACCCGUACCCCGUGAUGUUGUUUAUUCACGGCGGAUCGUACAUGGAUGGAACCGGGAACAUUAUGGACGGCGGCGUGUUAGCAAGCUACGGAAACGUCAUCGUCAUCACACUGAACUACAGGAUUGGAGUUCUGGGAUUCCUGAGUACUGGUGAUCAGGCUGCUAAAGGGAAUUAUGGGUUGUUGGAUCAGAUUCAGGCUCUGCGCUGGAUCAGUAAGAAUAUUGGAUAUUUCGGGGGAGAUCCGGGGCGAGUUACCGUCUUCGGAUCUGGAAUCGGAGCGUCGUGUGUUAGUCUGCUCACACUAUCACACCAUUCAGAGGGACUGUUCCACAGAGCCAUCAUUCAGAGCGGAUCUGCACUGUCCAGUUGGUCAGUGAACUACCAGCCUGUGAAAUACACCCGCAUGCUGGCCGAGCGAGUGGGCUGCAACGUCCUCGACACCCACGACCUGGUCUUGUGCAUGCAGAAGCGUAGUUACCGGGAGCUGGUAGAGCAGGACAUCCAGCCAGCAAGGUUCCACGUGGCCUUUGGUCCGGUCAUCGACGGCGACCUCAUCCCGGACGACCCGGAAGUGCUGAUGGAGCAGGGCGAGUUUCUCAACUAUGACAUCAUGCUGGGAGUCAACCAAGGGGAGGGGCUUCGCUUUGUAGAGGGCGUGGCCGAGCCAGAGGAGGGCGGAGUUUCCGGCUCGGAUUUUGACUUUGCGGUUUCAGACUUCGUGGACGGUCUGUACGGUUACCCGGAGGGGAAGGACACGCUGCGCGAGACCAUAAAGUUCAUGUACACCGACUGGGCGGAUCGCGACAACCCGGAAACACGCCGCAAAACGCUGGUCGCCAUGUUUACCGAUCACCAGUGGGUGGAGCCUGCGAUGGUCACUGCCGAUUUGCACGCACGUUACGGAUCUCCCACGUUCUUCUACGCGUUCUAUCACCACUGCCAGAGCCCGAUGAAGCCGGCGUGGGCCGACUCCGCCCACGGAGACGAAAUUCCAUAUGUGUUUGGAAUUCCGCUCGUCGGACCUACUGAACUGUUCCCGUGUAACUUUUCCCGUAACGACAUCAUGCUCAGUGCCGUCGUCAUGACCUACUGGACCAACUUUGCCAAGACCGGUGACCCCAAUAAACCAGUCCCUCAGGACACCAAGUUCAUCCACACGAAGGCGAACCGGUUCGAGGAGGUCUCCUGGUCUAAGUACAGUCCUGAAGAUCAGCUCUACCUUCACAUCGGCCUCAAACCGCGGGUUCGAGAUCACUACCGCGCCACUAAAGUCGCCUUCUGGAAGCAUCUGGUUCCUCACCUGUACAACCUCAAUGACAUGUUCCACUACACCUCCACCACCACCACACGAGCCCCGCCCCCACCUGCACAGGCCACACCCACCGGACCACGCCCACCGAGGCGUCCGGGCCCACUGGUCAUCGCAAACCCUCGUGAUUACUCCACUGAGCUGAGCGUCACCAUCGCUGUCGGUGCGUCUCUACUCUUCCUCAACGUCCUCGCCUUCGCCGCUCUUUAUUAUCGCAAAGAUAAACGCAGCCGCCAAGCCACGCCCCCUCCGCGUCAGCCCACGCCCCCUCGUCAUAACGCCACGCCCUCAUCCUGCGAAAAAGAUGCGAGGUCGUCCCCGAGGGAUUACACACUCACGCUCCGACGCUCGCCCGACGACGUCCCGCUCAUGUCACCCGAUUCGGUUACCAUGACGUCCAACAGCAUAACCAUGACUCCAGACUCGGUCUCCAUGACGCCCAGCUCACUGAUGGGAUUUCCCAGCAUGCACCCAUACAACACCUUUACACACGGAUACAGCAACGCUGGCCUGCCGCACACACACUCCACAACCAGAGUAUAACAGCACACUGAUAAACUGGUUUAAACUGUUUCAGCAAUUAACACACACACACACACACACACACACACACACUACUGUUCAUGGUUUCACCAGUUUAAACUGGGUGAGAAUAAUAUGUACAUAAUGACGUAAGUGCCAAGACGGAGUGAGAUACGUAUCACUGAAAUCGUGCACAUUCAUGAUGAACGCGUUUCUACGUUACAUUUACAUCUUUAUAGUGUUUCACAUUCAGUUAUAGACGAUAAAAUAUCUA
This is a messenger RNA of Trichomycterus rosablanca, 2907 nucleotides long. It is a transcript of the gene nlgn3b, whose product is annotated as neuroligin 3b. Gene Ontology annotation, biological process: neuron cell-cell adhesion; modulation of chemical synaptic transmission; postsynaptic membrane assembly. Gene Ontology annotation, cellular component: postsynaptic specialization membrane; cell surface; synapse. The record is from RefSeq and is a predicted model, not a curated record. Gene Ontology annotation, molecular function: signaling receptor activity; neurexin family protein binding. The coding region runs from base 321 to 2654 and encodes 777 amino acids. The transcript is spliced from 8 exons. Lineage: Eukaryota; Metazoa; Chordata; Actinopteri; Siluriformes; Trichomycteridae.